GCCCGUUCCUCCCGGCUCCUCCUGCGGCUGGCUGGCUGCUCCGGGGCCGCCGCCGCCUCCGCUGCUUCUGCUACUUCUUCUGCCGCUGCCGGGGCUGCUCUCGCGGGGAGGGAGGCGGGCGGGCGAGCGGGGCCCGGGCCGGGCUGUGGCGGUGCGUCGGGGCCGGGGCGAGCGGUGCCCGCCGGGCUCCUCCGGGGGCGGCGGCGGCUGCUUCUGCCUGGGCGGCGGCAUGAAGGGGAAGGAGGAGAAGAAGGAGAAGAAGGAGGGCGGCGCGGGGCUGCCCGGCGGAGGCGAGGCGGGCGUCGGAGGCGGCAUCGGCGGUGGAGGAGGCGUCGGGGGCGUCGGCGGAGGCAGCCCGGAGAAGACCCGCAGCGCCCAGGAGUACAAGGAGCAGGGCAACCGGCUCUUCGUCGGCCGCAAGUACCCCGAGGCCGCCGCCUGCUACGGACGGGCCAUCAACCGCAAUCCCUUGGUCGCCGUCUACUACACCAACCGCGCCUUAUGUUACCUAAAAAUGCAACAGCACGACAAGGCCCUGGCCGACUGCAAGCACGCCCUGGAGUUGGACGGGCAGUCAGUGAAGGCCCAUUUCUUCCUGGGACAGUGUCAGCUGGAGAUGGAGAAUUACGACGAGGCCAUUGCUAACCUUCAAAGAGCCCACAACUUAGCCAAAGAGCAGCGGCUGAACUUUGGGGACGACAUUCCGAGCGCCCUGCGCAUCGCCAAGAAGAAACGUUGGAAUAACAUUGAGGAGAAGCGGAUCAACCAGGAGAACGAGUUGCACGCUUAUCUCACCAAGCUCAUCAUGGCGGAGAAGGAGAGGGAACUCGACGAAUGCCAACGGGCCCAGGAGCAGGAGAACAUGGAUGAAAACCGGAGCCGGACACAGUUGGCCAACAUCAAAGCCAAACACGAAAAAUAUCUAGCAGACAUGGACGAACUCUUCUCUCAGGUGGACGAGAAGAGGAAGAAACGGGACAUCCCUGAUUAUCUGUGCGGGAAGAUCAGCUUCGAACUGAUGCGGGAGCCUUGCAUUACGCCGAGUGGGAUCACCUAUGACCGGAAGGACAUUGAAGAGCACCUGCAGCGGGUCGGCCAUUUUGACCCCGUGACUCGAAGUCCGCUGACCCAGGACCAGCUGAUCCCAAAUCUGGCCAUGAAAGAGGUGAUCGACGCCUUCAUAUCCGAAAACGGCUGGGUGGAAGAUUACUGACCUGCGAAGGAGGGGAAUGCUCCUGGGCACCUCCAGCUGCUACGGCGACCAAGAAGGCCUCCCCCUCUCUGGACCGCGCCAGACUGCCCACUGGGCCACUCCCAUGCCUUAGCAUCUUCCCCCUUUCCUCUUUCUUCACCUGCCUGGCUCGGCCGAGUUGGGGAUUGGCUCCCCUUCCCUCCUCCAGUAGGCAGGAGGGCGGGGUAGCUCCAUGGCUUCCGUGGUCUUCUGAGCCGGAUCUCCUUCUGGGCAACGAGGAGACCUCGGCCUUUGAUCUUGACACAGGUGGAGUAGCUUCUUGGUUGCUGUGGUCUUCUUCUGAGCCGGAUAUCUCCUUCCGGGCAACAAGGAGACCUCAGCUUUGAUCCAGACAGGAAUGGAAGAUGUUCCCAUCGCAGAAGCUCAAGGCUCGACGAGUUAACCUUUUCCCGGGCUUCGUAAGGGCCACUUUAUCCCAAGCCCACCAGACUUUGGUAGCACACCGUUAGCACACCCUUCCCACUUCCACCCAGAUCCCUUCUUCCUCCCUUGCUCGGCACGCCUUCCUCCCCACGCCACCAGCCCUCGCAAAGGACCUGGCCUCUCCGUGGAGUAAAGACUGGAUCCGGCCCCCCCACUCACCCACCUUACCUUCCAGGAAACCCCUCCAGCCGUUGCUUCUUUUCCUGACCUCUUUACCUGUACAAAGUUUUCCUUCUCGACCGCCAUUUUCCUGCCUGUUCAAGAAGAGCCCGAAGUUCCGCAUCUGCUUCUCUGUAAAUAAACGGCCACCGAUUUGGGGGCGCAUCAGGGAGGGGGCGAAGAGAGAUGGUUCAUUAUUUCGUCUUUUCUCCAAGUGGACUGGAAUUCGGGGAGAAACGGUCUGCCCAGCUAGCAGAAAAAUUGUAUUGAGGGAAGAAGGGGGGAGAAGAGAGCUGGAGCCCCGCGGUUCCUUUCUGGGUAGUUUGUUUUGAUUUAUUAUAGUACUCAAAAAAAAAAGUUUUAUGUUUUCGGGUUGGUUUUGAAUUAAACUUCUCCCCUCCCCUUCCCUACUUCAAUCAUCA
Messenger RNA from Pantherophis guttatus, 2256 nucleotides. It is a transcript of the gene STUB1, whose product is annotated as STIP1 homology and U-box containing protein 1. The record is from RefSeq and is a predicted model, not a curated record. Gene Ontology annotation, cellular component: cytoplasm; Z disc. Gene Ontology annotation, molecular function: ubiquitin protein ligase activity; protein-folding chaperone binding. NCBI's taxonomy places the organism in Eukaryota, Metazoa, Chordata, Lepidosauria, Squamata, Colubridae. Gene Ontology annotation, biological process: proteasome-mediated ubiquitin-dependent protein catabolic process; positive regulation of proteolysis; cellular response to misfolded protein.